Messenger RNA from Galeopterus variegatus (Sunda flying lemur), 1073 nucleotides. RefSeq names its product trans-2,3-enoyl-CoA reductase (gene TECR). The record is from RefSeq and is a predicted model, not a curated record. Gene Ontology annotation, biological process: very long-chain fatty acid biosynthetic process. NCBI's taxonomy places the organism in Eukaryota, Metazoa, Chordata, Mammalia, Dermoptera, Cynocephalidae. The transcript has 12 exons. Bases 124 to 948 code for a protein of 274 amino acids. Gene Ontology annotation, molecular function: oxidoreductase activity, acting on the CH-CH group of donors.
GAGGCGGACGCAGAGCCGUGGUUGGUCUGGCUGGGCGGUCGCAAGCGCGAGGCGACCCGUGGGGUGUCGCGCGCAGUUAAGCAGCAGCAGCAGCAGGAGCAGUAGCCGCCGUGUGAGGGAGCCAUGAAGCACUAUGAGGUGGAGAUUCUGGAUGCAAAGACGAGGGAGAAGCUGUGUUUUCUGGACAAGGUGGAGCCCCACGCCACCAUUGCUGAGAUCAAGAACCUCUUCACCAAGACCCAUCCGCAGUGGUACCCUGCCCGCCAGUCCCUCCGUCUGGACCCCAAGGGCAAAUCUCUGAAGGAUGAGGAUGUUCUGCAGAAGCUGCCUGUGGGCACCACGGCCACACUCUACUUCCGGGACUUGGGGGCCCAGAUCAGCUGGGUGACGGUUUUCCUGACGGAGUACGCGGGGCCCCUUUUCAUCUACCUGCUCUUCUACUUCCGGGUGCCCUUCAUCUAUGGCCAUAAAUACGACUUCACAUCCAGCCGGCACACUGUGGUGCAGCAGAACUGCACCUACUACUGGGGCUUUGCCGCGUGGAUGGCCUACUACAUCAACCACCCUCUCUACACGCCCCCCACCUAUGGAGCCCAGCAGGUUAAACUGGCCCUCGCCAUCUUUGUGAUCUGCCAGCUUGGCAACUUCUCCAUCCACAUGGCCCUGCGGGACUUGCGACCCGCAGGGUCCAAGACCAGGAAGAUCCCGUAUCCCACCAAGAACCCCUUCACGUGGCUGUUUCUGCUGGUGUCCUGCCCCAACUACACUUAUGAGGUGGGGUCUUGGAUUGGCUUUGCCAUCAUGACACAGUGUCUCCCAGUGGCCCUCUUCUCCCUGGUGGGCUUCACCCAGAUGACCAUCUGGGCCAAGGGCAAGCACCGCAGCUACCUGAAGGAGUUCCGUGACUACCCGCCCCUGCGCAUGCCCAUCAUCCCGUUCCUGCUCUGAGCUGCUCACUCCACCUGGGCUCAGCCAAGCCAGCCUCUCAUUCUCCCACCCCAGUGCUGUCCUGGGGAGGAGUGGGGGCCAGAGCUCUCCAGCACCUGGAAUAAAACCUGCCUGUCCCAGUUGGA